Messenger RNA from Spea bombifrons (plains spadefoot toad), 2092 nucleotides. RefSeq names its product protein phosphatase, Mg2+/Mn2+ dependent 1H (gene PPM1H). NCBI's taxonomy places the organism in Eukaryota, Metazoa, Chordata, Amphibia, Anura, Pelobatidae. The transcript is spliced from 10 exons. The record is from RefSeq and is a predicted model, not a curated record. Gene Ontology annotation, molecular function: protein serine/threonine phosphatase activity. Bases 212 to 1744 code for a protein of 510 amino acids. Gene Ontology annotation, biological process: protein dephosphorylation.
UCGGAAUGCUGUGAACCUGUAGUAGAGCUCUCAUCACACAGAUAUAUUUUUCUUCUCGCUUCCUUGAUACUUGCUGCUAUAGCUUGAUCCAUGCAGCGCUCUGCAUGCACGGAGGGGGAAGGGAGAUCAGCUGAAGCGAGCCCAUUGCCUGCAAGCAUUCAUUCGGUUGCUGUUUUAUUCAUGCUCCUUCCACCAGUUUGCUGUUCGUAAUAUGCUCACACGGGUGAAAUCUGCUGUGGCCAAUUUCAUGGGAGGAAUCAUGGCUGGAAACUCGGGAUCCGAUCAUGCCAAUGGCUCUGACCUGCCGCUGAGGUUUCCAUAUGGCAGACCUGAGUUCCUGGGUCUGUCACAGGAUGAGAUUGAAUGCUCAGCGGAUCACAUCGCUAGACCCAUCCUGAUCUUAAAGGAGACCAAGAGGUUACCUUGGACUACUGGCUAUGCAGAGGUGAUAAAUGCGGGUAAAAGCACACACAAUGAGGACCAGGCAAGCUGUGAAGUGAUGUUUGUAAAGAAGAAAACUGGAGUCCACUCUACCCCCAACAAAACCUCUACAAUCAAGCAAAGGUCCUCUCUGCCAAACGGAGAGGGCCUGAAGCUGAAAGAAAAUCCGGAGGUGGAUGGAAUAACUUUCCAGUACUGGGCACUCUUUGAUGGGCAUGCUGGGGCUGGAGCCGCCGUUGUAGCAUCUAAACUGCUUCAGCACCAUAUAACAGAGCAAUUACUGGACAUUGUAGAUAUUCUGAAAAACCCAGCAGUUUUACCAUCUACCUGUCUAGGGGAGGAUCCAGAAACGGUUUCGACUAACAGCAGGACUUUAACAAGGGCAGCUUCGCUACGCGGGGCUGCUGGUGCUCCAGGGUCACCAAGUACACCACAAACACGUUUCUUCACCGAGAAAAAGAUUCCACACGAAUGCCUCGUCAUUGGAGCUCUUGAAAAUGCCUUCAAGGAGAUGGAUCUCCAAAUUGAAAGAGAAAGAAGCACUUAUAAUAUUUCAGGAGGCUGCACUGCCCUUGUUGUGGUAUAUUUAUUGGGGAAACUUUACGUGGCGAAUGCUGGUGACAGUAGGGCUAUAAUUAUAAGGAAUGGGGAAAUUAUGCCCAUGUCUUCAGAAUUUACACCAGAAUCAGAACGUCAGCGGCUUCAAUACCUUGCUUUCCUACAGCCCCACCUUCUUGGAAAUGAGUUUACACAUUUAGAAUUUCCAAGGAGGGUUCAGCGCAAAGAACUAGGGAAAAUGAUGCUUUACAGAGACUUUAAUAUGACCGGAUGGGCGUAUAAAACUAUUGAGGAGAAUGACUUAAAAUUCCCACUCAUAUAUGGCGAAGGAAAAAAGGCACGUGUGAUGGCCACAAUUGGUGUAACCAGAGGGCUUGGUGACCAUGACCUGAAAGUCCAUGACUCCAAUAUCUACAUUAAGCCUUUUCUUUCCUCCAUUCCAGAGGUGCGAGCCUACGAUCUAAUACAAUAUGAGCACAGUGCAGAUGAUGUACUAGUCAUGGCCACCGAUGGUCUUUGGGAUGUACUCUUAAACGAAGAAGUCUUAGAAGCUGUUACAAAUUUUCUAGCCAAUUGUGACCCUGAUGAUCCACACAGAUACACGCUGGCAGCUCAGGAUCUGGUAAUGAGGGCUCGAGGAGUGCUGAAGGACAGAGGCUGGAGGAUUUCCAAUGACAGACUGGGCUCGGGAGAUGACAUCUCUGUUUACGUCAUACCUUUGAUAAAUGGGAACAGACUAUUAUGAGUUACUUGGCUGGGGCAGCUUCUGUUGGUGAUGCAAACACACAGAGGAAUUUCAUGAAUGAAACGGGGCAUUGCAUAUCAUUCAAGUACACCAUUUCCUACUUUGUGGGUUUGGAAAUUCAGAUAGAGCAUAUUUAAAUGCUGCUAAUGUACCAUCAUUUUGUUGUGUUGUUCACUAACGUUACCCUGACCCAUAUACUCUUCUUUAACUGGAUAAUUAAAGCUUGAAGUAAAAGAAAAAAAAUGUUAGGUCUAAAAUAUGGUACAGUUUCAAUGGGGGUGAGUUUUAAAUGUUUUUUUUCUUGAUGAUAAGUCUAGGUCUAUAAACUGUAUCUAUCGCCUUCCCAAA